AUGAAGAUUAUUGGGGGGCUCCUUCUGCUCUAUACAGUGAUGCAUUUCUGCAGAAGCUCAGAAGCUGCCAAUCUGCCUUUAACAACAAUGGACUGCAGCAUUUAUAAGAAGUACCCAGUGGCAGUCAUCCCUUGCCCCAUCACAUACCUGCCGGUUUGUGGUUCUGACUACAUCACCUAUGGGAACGAAUGCCUCUUGUGUACUGAGAGCUUGAGAAGUAAUGGAAAAGUUCAGUUUCUUCAUGAAGGAAAUUGCUAA
Otolemur garnettii (small-eared galago) is the source of this 258-nucleotide messenger RNA. Its product is annotated as serine protease inhibitor Kazal-type 7. The transcript has 4 exons. Gene Ontology annotation, molecular function: protein binding. The record is from RefSeq and is a predicted model, not a curated record. NCBI's taxonomy places the organism in Eukaryota, Metazoa, Chordata, Mammalia, Primates, Galagidae. Bases 1 to 258 code for a protein of 85 amino acids.